Myotis daubentonii (Daubenton's bat) is the source of this 6249-nucleotide messenger RNA. It is a transcript of the gene ZAN, whose product is annotated as zonadhesin. NCBI's taxonomy places the organism in Eukaryota, Metazoa, Chordata, Mammalia, Chiroptera, Vespertilionidae. Gene Ontology annotation, cellular component: membrane; extracellular matrix. The record is from RefSeq and is a predicted model, not a curated record. Gene Ontology annotation, molecular function: protein binding. The transcript has 38 exons. The coding region runs from base 1 to 6249 and encodes 2082 amino acids.
AUGGCUUCAACAGUCUGGAUCCUGGUGCUAAUGAUGGGGGCUGCAACCUCAAGGACUGAGACGCCUCCAGACCAGAAGCCAGUUGCCCAAAGUUCUAGGGACAACUCCGUUAUCACCCAGUGUGAUUUUGAGGACAACUCCAAACCCUUCUGUGACUGGACUCAAAUACCCACAAAUUAUGGGAACUGGAUUCGAGCCAGUGGGCCCUCCAUCAUGGGCAGCACUGGGCCCACCGGGGGUUACCCCAAUGGACAGGGCUGCUACCUGCAUCUGGACUUCGGCACCUCCCACCAGGGCUGGGUGGCCCGCCUGCUCAGCUCCCCCAUAUGGGAGCAAGGCCCUCUGUGUGUGCACUUCGCCUACUACAUGUUCGGGCUGUCGUGGGGUGCCCAGCUCAAACUGCUGUUGCUCACGGGCACAAAGAACAGGCACCCCAACCUGCUUUGGAAACACAUUAACACUCAGAGCCCCUCCUGGAUGCCCACCACUGUCACUGUGCCCAAGGGGCAUAUCCUGCCCACCCAGCUGAUAUUUGAAGGAGUGAGGGGCAGCCCUGCUUUCCUGGACAUCUCUCUGGAUUCUGUCUCUAUCCGCCGUGGCUCCUGCAAUAGGGAAAAACCUAUGGCCCCCACUGAAAAGCCCACACUCCCCACUGAAAAGCCCACCCUCCCCACUGAAAAAACCACCCUCCCCACUGAAAAAACCACCCUCCCCACUGAAAAAACCACACUCCCCACUGAAAAACCCACCCUCCCCACUGAAAAAACCACACUCCCCACUGAAAAACCCACCCUCCCCACUGAAAAAACCACACUCCCCACUGAAAAACCCACCCUCUCCACUGAAAAAACCACCCUCUCCACUGAAAAAACCACCCUCCCCACUGAAAAACCCACCCUCUCCACUGAAAAAUCCACCCUCCCCACUGAAAAAACCACCCUCCCCACUGAAAAACCCACCCUCUCCACUGAAAAACCCACCCUCUCCACUGAAAAAACCACCCUCCCCACUGAAAAAACCACACUCCCCACUGAAAAAACCACCCUCCCCACUGAAAAACCCACCCUCCCCACUGAAAAAACCACCCUCCCCACUGAAAGGCCCACAACUCCUACCACACUUACACCCACUAGGCCUACACUCUUUUUGCCUCUUCAUCUUCCAAGUACCUCCAUAUCUACUGUGACCCUGGCCACCACUACAGCCCCUAGGCCUACUCCAGCAAGCUGCCCCCCAAAUGCCCACCACGAACCCUGCGCCUGCCCAGCAUCCUGCCAGAACCCCAAGCCCAACUGUGAGCUCGCCUGCAAGCCCGGCUGUGUCUGCAAUCCUGGCUUUUUGUUUAAUGACUCCCACUGCAUCAAUGCCUCUUCCUGUAACUGCUUCUACAACAAUAAUUACUAUAAGCCUGGGGCAGAGUGGCUCAGCCCCAACUGCACAGAACGAUGUCACUGCUGGCCUGGCAGCCGGGUACAGUGCCAGACCUUUCAAUGCAAGGAAAACAAGGUGUGCCAGCAGAAGAACGGCCAGUAUGGAUGUCACAACUAUGGCUCUGCCACCUGCUUUGUCUAUGGGGAUCCUCAUUAUCUCACCUUUGACGGGAGGCACUUUAGCUUCAUGGGCAAAUGCACCUACAUCUUGGCCCAAUUCUGUGGCAACUCGUUAGAGCCCUUCUUCAGGGUGGCGGGGAAGAACGAGGAGGGAGCACAGGAAGGCAUGUCUUGCCUGAGCAAAGUCUACGUGACGCUGCCUGAGACCACAGUCACCCUGCUCAGGGGCAGGCGCACGCUGGUUGAGGGUCAGGAAGUCAACCUCCCAGCCAUGCCUUCUAAAGGCAUCUUUCUGGUUUCAAGCGGGCGAUUUGUGGAGCUGCAGACUGCAUUUGGUUUGCGGAUAAGAUGGGAUGGUGACCAGCAGCUGUUUAUAAGUGUGCCCAGCACCUACUAUGGCCAACUCUGUGGUUUCUGUGGCAACUAUGAUGGCGACAGUAGCAACGACAACAAGAUGCCUGAUGGCAGGCCAGCACAAGAUGAGGAGGAACUGGGCAUAAGCUGGCAGACAAUAGAGGAUAUAGAGGAGGAGUGCCAUAACAAGGCAACUCCCCCAUCUUGCAACUCAACCUUGCAGAACACUCUAUCGGGGCCAGAGUUCUGUGGACGGAUCAUAGUCUUCCAUGGAGCUUUUGAGACAUGUCUGCCUCACCUCAUGGCCUCUUUCUUCUUCAACAACUGCAUGUUUGACAUGUGCAAAUACCAGGGGCUGCAGCAGAUGCUGUGUGUCCAUAUGGCAGCCUUGACUGAGGCCUGCCAGGAUGCUGGCCACAUGGUGAAGCCCUGGAGGGGACCCCAGUUCUGCUCUCUGGACUGCCCACCUAACAGCAAGUACACCAUAUGUGCCAAGCAGUGCCCUGAGACCUGCCACUCUACGUUCUCUGGCAUGUCCUGCCAGGACCGAUGUGUGGAGGGCUGUGAGUGCAACCCUGGCUUCGUCCUCAGUGGUCUCCAGUGCAUCCCCCGAUCCCAAUGUGGGUGCCUUGACUCCAUGGGCCACUACAUCAUGGUAGGGCAGCACUGGUUUGCACCAGACUGCAGACAGCUCUGUAUCUGUGAGGGCAACAGCAAAAUCCGCUGUGUUCUCUGGAAGUGCGAGGCUCAGGAGGUCUGCAGUCAGCAGGAUGGCAUUUAUGGCUGCCAUGCCACAGGGACCGCCACCUGCACCGCCUCAGGAGACCCCCACUACCUGACAUUCGAUGGAGCCCUGCACCACUUCAUGGGCACCUGCAGCUACACCCUCACCCAGCUUUGCUGGCCGAGGUCCUUCGACAACUACUUUGUCGUGAGCACCACCAAUGAAUUCCAAGGUGGGAAUGCGGAGGUCUCCCACGUGACCGCCGUCCACAUACAGGUCUUCAAACUCAGAAUCUCACUGAUCAAAGGCUACAAGGUUGUGCUGAAUGGUCGCCGGGUGACCCUGCCUGUAUGGCCUGCACAAGGUCGGGUCGGCAUUAGGCACAGUGGCUCUUUUAUUUUCCUCUACACGGAUUUGGGGCUUCAAGUUCGCUAUGAUGGGAACCACCUGGUCAAAGUGACAGUGCCCUCCACCUAUGCUGGCCGGCUCUGCGGGCUGUGCGGAAACUACAACGGCAACAGCUCAGAUGACAAUCUGAAACCAGAUGGAAAGCCUGCAGACAACUCCAUCGAACUGGGGGCGGCCUGGAAGUCAAAUGAAUACUCUGAAUCUGGCUGCUUCUCUGCGGGUGGCAAACCUCCCAGAUGCCAGGAGAAUGAAGUGGCAGACACCUGGAAUAAGAACUGUAAUGUCUUAAUCAACCCUCUGGGCCCCUUCUCCCAGUGCCACAAGGCGGUACCCCCAGAAUCCAGCUUUGCCAGUUGUGUGCAUGGCCAGUGUGGGACCAAGGGUGAUGCCCUGACCCUGUGCCGCUCCCUGCAGGCCUAUGCAUCCCAGUGUGCACAGGCCGGCCAGCCCCCUGUCUGGCGGAACAGCACCUUCUGCCCUCUGAAGUGCCCCUCUGGCAGCAGCUACAGCCCCUGUGCCAACCCUUGCCCAGCCACCUGCCGCACCCUGAGCACCCCAAAAGACUGCCCGGCAGCACUGCCCUGUGCCGAGGGCUGCGAGUGCCAGAAAGGCCAUGUCCUGAGUGGAGCCUCCUGUGUGCCCUUCAACGAGUGCGGCUGCACCGACCCCCGGGGCUCCUACCAACCGGUUGGGGAGAGCUGGUACACGGACACAACCUGCUCCAGGCUCUGCUCCUGCUCCACCCACAACAUCUCCUGCCUCGACACCUCCUGCAUGCCUGGACAGCUGUGCUGGGCCCUGCACGGGCUGAUACGCUGCCGGAGUUCAGGUAUGGGAGUGUGCCGGAUCGCAGACAAGUCCUACUAUGUGAGCUUUGAUGGCCAUUAUCAUGCCAUCAGGGGCACCUGUGCUUAUGUCCUGGUGAAAACAUGUCACUUCACCACGGACCUGCCCUUCUUCAAGAUCAGUGGCGAAAAUGAGGAGAGGGAAGGCCAGUCCCCUGCUUUCUACCUCCGCCAGCUCAAUAUUAGCAUCUUUGAUUCCCUGAUCACCCUACAAAAGGACCAUCAUGUGCUGAUCAAUGGCAAACGGGUCACCCUUCCCUCGAACAACCGGGUCCGGGGCGUCAGCAUCUCUGCCAGCGGCACCUACACUGUGCUCAGGCUUUACAUUGGGCUGGUAGUCAAGUUUGAUGGCAAUGGGUUCUUAGAGAUUGAAAUCCCUAGAGCCUAUUAUGGAAAGGUCUGUGGCAUAUGCGGAAACUUCAAUGAUGAGGAAGAGGAUGAAAUAAUGAUGCCCAAUGACGAACUAGCCCAGAAUGACAUUGACUUUGUGCAUAGUUGGCAAGACAAGGAGGCCAGCCCAAAUUGCCAAGAAGAUGACCAAAUAGAUGAGCAGAUGAAGACCAAAGCAGGAUAUCAGGAGACUCGGACUGCCAACUGUAAGCCAUCUCACCUAAUGAGAGCCAUGAAGCACUGCAAAGUGGCCUUUCAGACCCCGGCUUGGACCAAGUGUGCGGCCCAGGUGGCCCUCACGCCCUUUCUGCUGGACUGUAUGCACAGCCUCUGUGAGUUAAGAAGCCUAAGCCAUGCCCUCUGCGACGCUCUGCAAGCCUUUGGGGCCGCCUGCCAGGCCCAGGGGCUCAAGCCCCCAAUCUGGAGAAACAGCAGUUUCUGCCCUCUGGAGUGCCCCACCCACAGCACCUACACGCCCUGCGUUCCCUCCUGCUCACGUUCCUGCUGGGACCUGGAAGGCCAGUGUGAUGACACCCACGUUCCCUCCACCUGCGAGGAGGGCUGCAUUUGCCAGCCUGGCUAUGUGCUCAAUGAGCAACAGUGUGUGCCCAGAACGCAGUGCGGCUGCAGGGAUGCCCAGGGCCGUUCCCUCCCCACAGGGACAACCUGGCUCUCCAGUGGCUGCACCCAGAACUGUACCUGCAGAGCAGGAACCAUUCAGUGCCAGCCCUUCGCCUGCUCCUCUGGCUCUCACUGCCAGACCAACUCCAACGGCAGCAGCACAUGCGCCCCCCCAAAGUUGGAACGUUGCUCAAUUUUCGGAGACCCCCAUUACCGCACAUUUGACGGUGUUAGCUACCACUUCCAGGGCCGCAUGACCUACGUUCUGGUCAAGACCGUGGACACGCUCCCCAGGAAUGUGGUGCCCCUGGUCGUGGAGGGACGCAACAAAAUGCAAACGCCCCUCAGCCAGAUCUUCCUGCAGGAAGUCAUUGUGGUAGUCUACGGCUACACAGUCCAGCUCCAGGCUGACCUGCAGCUUGUGGUCAACGACCAGAAGAUGGACACCCCCUUCAACCCCAACCAGCAACUGCAGGUUACCAUUCGGAGCCAUCGGCUGUAUCUGAUCACUGAUUUUGAGUUCACUGUCAGCUUUGAUGGGAAGAACAAUGCAGUGAUCUCCCUGCCCAGCACGUACGAGGGGCUUGUGUGUGGCCUGUGCGGGAACUUUGACAAGAAUCAGGACAAUGAAUUUAUGCUGCCCAACGGUGCCCUCACCCAGAACCUCAACCAUUUCGGCAACAGUUGGGAGGUGAAGACCAAGGGCGGCCUCCCCCGCUUCUCAAGGUCCAUCCAAGAGGAGGAGGAGGAGGGAGACGAGAAGGCAGGCUUCCAUGUGUCAGAAUGCAGCCCGGAGCAGCUGGAGCUCAUCAACAGCACCCAGGCCUGCAGGGUGCUGGUGGACCCCCAGGGCCCCUUUGCCGCCUGUCACCAGACUGUGGCCCCGGAGCCCUUCCAGGAGCACUGUCUGUCUGAUCUGUGUGCCACCCGGGACCCUGAAGAGCAGGUGGAGCUGCGCUGCCAGGUUCUCGGCGCCUACGCCAUCAUCUGCCAGGAGGCAGGUGCCACCUUGGCCAGCUGGCGGGACCACACUCACUGUGAAAGCCCGUGUCUGCGGAACCCCUGUCAGAAUGACGGGCACUGUCAGGAGCAGGGCGCCCACUUCACCUGUGCGUGUGGACUUGGCUAUGGAGGAGACCUCUGCACGGAGCUUCGGGACCUGCCGCUCCCCGAAAAGCCAGUGUCCAACUUUGCGGCCAUCCUGCUGGGAAUGCUGGUGCCUGUGGUGGUCAUAGUGCUGGCCGUGGCCAGAGAAUGUGUUUCCAAGAGGAGGAGGAGGGAGAAAAUGCUGAGCCAGAACAGAGACGGGCUGGCAGACACAGAUUUUGUUCCAGAAGCUGCCUUCAAAGUCACUUAG